CUUAUUUAAUACAGUUAAAGUUAUUAAUUUAUAACACUUACCUUCAAACAUGGGCAACCCUAGUAAAAUGUUAACGAUUUUUAUUGUGAUUUGUUAUGUUAUAGGUGUACAUAACUCAUAUAGUAAAUAUUCACAGACUGUUCAAAAUUGCAUUGAUUUGAUGCUUCGUUACGACAUUUUAUUUAUACAAAGUUAUUCACAGUAUAGUGGUACAACGAUUCCAAAUUAUGUUCAAUUGGAAGAUUCAAAAUUGAUAAGAAAGCUAUAUUCAUUAAACAUUUCGGCACUAGACGAACCAUUAAAAACAUAUGUAACGAAUUUUAAUAAUGGAAUAAAGGAACAAGCGCUCACAUUUUGUGAAGGGCAACAAUAAUAAGAAGAAGAAUAGUUUAUUAAUAUAAAAGUAGUAUUAAAAAAGGAUUUUUUUUUAGGUAUUACUAUUACAAGUGUUUUUGAAUUAUUAUAUGUUGUUCAUUUAUUACAUAUCACUUGACGUUUAAAU
This is a messenger RNA of Rhopalosiphum maidis (corn leaf aphid), 502 nucleotides long. RefSeq lists its product as uncharacterized. Lineage: Eukaryota; Metazoa; Arthropoda; Insecta; Hemiptera; Aphididae. The transcript is spliced from 7 exons. The record is from RefSeq and is a predicted model, not a curated record. Bases 50 to 373 code for a protein of 107 amino acids.